GCAGAUGGUCAGUGAAGAAUGGUGAUUCCUCAGUACUGUCAGUGUGCAAUUAGUCACAAAGUCAGUUCCCAGUUGCUCAGUAAGAGAGGCUCUCAUCUGGACCAGCAGAGCUACAAGCAGAACCAAGCCAACAGGAUGAGGUGUCUCGCUACUCUACUCGUGUGUGUGGCCCUGUGUUGGGACGGGCUCAACGCUGUGUGCCCAGAACCCACCGCUGUGACGGACGUCAACGGGGUCAAGCUCUGUGCCCGCUUCUUUGAGGAUGCUGACUUGGUCUACGCUGACAGCUGCAAAGGCAAGUCCAUGGAUAUCUACCCCGGUGAAGACGUGCCGAACAUCCCCUUGGCUUGGAACAACCGCGUGUCCUCUCUCGUCGUGUCCUCGCGGUGCUCCCUCACCGUCUGGGACCACUACUGGAAGGAGGGCACAAAGAAAAAGUUCGGCGGCGGCAUCGUGUACCGUCUCAGGGAGGUACGUAAGGGGCUGAUUGGAGACUGGAACAACGACAUCUCAGGAUACCUCUGUAACUGCUAGAGGCCCGUUGGGGAGGAGGAGACGCAGGAAAGAGGCUGAUCGGUUGGAGAGAAAAAUAGCAAAGAAGAAUUAAGGCUCUGGACUUCCCCCUCAGUCACAAGAAUGUGUUGAAAGAUGAACGUUUUAUUGUGAGAUGUGAGAAUCCAAUAAAA
Sardina pilchardus (European sardine) is the source of this 686-nucleotide messenger RNA. RefSeq names its product syncollin-like. The transcript has 2 exons. The record is from RefSeq and is a predicted model, not a curated record. Gene Ontology annotation, cellular component: secretory granule membrane. The coding region runs from base 19 to 534 and encodes 171 amino acids. Lineage: Eukaryota; Metazoa; Chordata; Actinopteri; Clupeiformes; Clupeidae. Gene Ontology annotation, biological process: exocytosis.